GGAGGAGCAGAAGAGACACGCGAACCCGACGUGAAGGAGCUCGGAUUGUCUCUGCUGUCUGUGGAAAAAGUGACGGGAAAAGACAACUGUCACCGCAGGAGGUAGCGACCUCACCGCCAUGCAGCACUACGGAGUGAACGGCUACUCUCUGCACGCCAUGAACUCCCUCAGCGCCAUGUACAACCUGCACCAGCAGGCCGCGCAACAGGCGCAGCACGCGCCAGACUACCGGCCAUCCGUGCACGCGCUCACCCUGGCCGAGAGACUAGCCGGCUGCGCAUUUCAAGACAUCAUCCUGGAGGCUCGCUACGGCUCUCAGCACCGCAAACAGCGCCGCAGCCGUACGGCCUUCACCGCACAGCAGCUGGAAGCACUGGAGAAGACUUUCCAGAAGACUCACUACCCGGAUGUGGUGAUGAGGGAGCGGCUGGCCAUGUGCACCAACCUGCCCGAGGCCCGCGUGCAGGUAUGGUUCAAAAACCGCAGAGCCAAGUUCCGUAAGAAGCAGCGCAGCCUCCAGAAGGAGCAGCUUCAAAAGCAGAAGGAGGUGUCAGGAGAAGGAGGAAGCGAGAAGGAGGACGCGCCUCCCUCCACAACUAUCCUUCCAGACACUCAGCUGCCACCUUCAUCCUCCUCCUCGUCCUCCUCUUCCUCUCUGGAGACGGAGGGUCCUAUAGUCCGUCCUGUGCCACUGGACAUGGAGCUGAACGUCACGUCAGCCGAACACUCUGGCAGCGAGUCAGCGACAGAGGAUAAUGCCACAGAUAAGGAGGACGAGGGUAAAUCUCAGAGAGAGGAGAUGAAGUGUGAGAGAGCAGUGACUCCUGGGGACGUCUCUCCAGCUUGCAAAAGACUCAGCCCUAAACCAGACUCUCCCCUGGUCUCUCCGUCCGUGACCCCGUCCUCCUCCAGCAGUGGCCUGGCCAGCAGUGGUCCUCUCUCUCAGAGCCACUCUUACUCUUCCUCCCCUCUCAGCCUGUUUCGUCUGCAGGAGCAGUUCCGCCAGCACAUGGCCGCCACCAACAACCUGGUGCACUACCCAGCUUUUGACCUCGCUGCCCCAUCUUCUCUUCCUUACCUGGGGAUGAAUGUUAACAUGCCACCUGCACCGCUGGGCUCUCUGCCCUGCCAGUCUUACUACCAGUCCCUGUCCCAUCACGCCCAGCAGGUGUGGAACAGCCCACUGCUGCAAGCGUCGGCUGCAGGCGGCCUCACCAGCCACAACAACAAGACCACCAGCAUCGAGAACCUGCGUCUGAGGGCCAAACAGCACGCUGCCUCGCUGGGACUGGACACAAUGUCUAACUGAGAGUCAGAGUGUAUGGAGGACAAUGUAAACUAGGCCAGAGUGUCGGCUUACACAUCACCCCAUCCUACUGCGUGUCUGUGUGACUGUGAUAGUUCUUUAGGAACCAUAUACCGACCCCUUCUCAAGUAGACAGGCGUGGGACAUGCAGAGAUGUCCAAAAUGAAACAUGCCAACAUGCACUGGAUCUACAGAACUCUAUUUAACAACCUUUUAAGAAAACUCCACAGCUUUGUUUGACUCCUAUAAGAUUCAAUGUCCAAAAGUAAAACCUCGGAAAAAUAAAACCCAGCAGACAUUGAUCAUAUAAUGCAACGGAUCAAGUGAAUGCCCCGACUCAGAGGACAGUGAAUGUCUUCCUGACUCAUAUGAUGAUGUUUCCAACAUAUAUACAUAUAAAGCUGGAUCUUCUGAACAUCUUAAAUAAUUUUUAAAAAUUGAUCACUGAAAAUGAUGUACACAGCAGAUGAUGAAUGCACUCGGUUUAAAAGACAAUGCAAAUAUUGUUUACCAGGAUAAUGUGAAUAAACGAGGCACUUUUGAAGGAAUCAGGCUCGUUGGCCGGGAGGACAUCGCUCGCUCAGCACAGAGACCAUUUCUGUCACAGGACCACUGACAUUUCAAUUAAGCAGUGUUCUUAUGUACGUAGCAUGUACUACAUAACAGCACAUAAAUAAAAAUAAACUUCAAGCUAUGUUGUCCUCAACGGCAUAAUUAAAAGUGACUAAUUUACACUUUAAUGGCCAGUAAUAUGCCACUUUUUUACAAAGGCUGGCUUGAUAAUGAGAAAAUUAUUUCAGUGAGUAAAUUCUCAAAGCUUUUAAUUACAUUUUGCCCUGGGCUGAGGGAGCUGGGGCAAAUGCAAUUAUGAACAUGCAUACCAUUUAAGACCGCUUUUAUAAAUUCAAAAGGUCUGUGCACUAAAACGGUCAAUUAAGGUAGCUCCUCGACUGACAUCGCCUCACCAUGAGUUGAUCAGUUUCAUGUGAAUACAAAAUUAUAUGGCAAACAAAUUCAGAAGAAAAAAAAAAUGUCUUGACUCUUAUUUUAUUCUUGCCUUAAUGUUGUCUUGAGGAAACAUACAGCUUUUCACUGAAAGUCAGACUGAUUGUUAGCACUUGAUGAGGAGAAUCACACGUUUCUGAUGUUUUCUGUUAAUGUGUUCUGGAAGUCUUCAUAUGAAAAAAAUGCACAAUAUUUUAAUAUGUAAAAUACAAAAAAGUCUAUCUAUUAAUGUUUACUGGUAAGGUAAUUGUAAGUCCCUAUUAUGUUGCAUAAUUGAUAAUGGACUCAGAUAAAAUUCCUUUAGCUGUCAGAUUGUAAGAUUGUAUUUUGCUGAGCUCACCAGCAGCCCCGUCUACCCCUCCUCCCUUGUUUUGUCUGCGUUGCAGACCUGGGCUGAAUUAUUAUUUUAAGCGUGUUCACUUUCUUUUCUGGAAUUGGCUACAG
Scatophagus argus is the source of this 2755-nucleotide messenger RNA. RefSeq names its product diencephalon/mesencephalon homeobox 1a (gene dmbx1a). The record is from RefSeq and is a predicted model, not a curated record. Gene Ontology annotation, molecular function: RNA polymerase II transcription regulatory region sequence-specific DNA binding; DNA-binding transcription factor activity, RNA polymerase II-specific. Gene Ontology annotation, biological process: regulation of transcription by RNA polymerase II. NCBI's taxonomy places the organism in Eukaryota, Metazoa, Chordata, Actinopteri, Scatophagidae. The transcript has 5 exons. Bases 119 to 1309 code for a protein of 396 amino acids.